Molecule: messenger RNA, 648 nt
Organism: Hydatigera taeniaeformis
Lineage: Eukaryota; Metazoa; Platyhelminthes; Cestoda; Cyclophyllidea; Taeniidae
Source: the annotation of a GenBank genome assembly
AUGACGCUACCCGGUCUAUCCCUUCUCCGUUUAAUUUCUGCAACGAAACCGUCCCUCCUGUCGGCCAUUCCUCAACGUGGUACAUCCUCCUCUUCUGAUGACUUCUCACACGUCACUGAGAUCACUGAAAUGCGCUCUCCACCGGUUCCCAAGACCCUUUCCUACUUGAAAAUCAACGAGGGUGGCAAUAUCAAUCGUGCUGAUAUUUUAGGGACUGUUACAGAUGUGAAGGUGCGUCUCCAGAUUCAUGUGCAUUACAUGAUGUUGGACCGACUUUCGCAGCCGGGGAGGCAAUGGGCCACCCUGUUCGUUCGCACACGUAUUCCGGUGCUCUCGACUCCUCUGGAUGAUGAAGAAUGCUUUGACUCCGAAGUAGAUGAAAACGAAAGGGAUGCCAGUAGAGUGACUUACCUUCUGCGCACCUAUCACAAUCGAGUGCACGUCUUCCACCUCCGGCUUUUGCCGCUAGUGAAGCGUCUGCGACUUGGGGAUCGCGUCUUUGUGACCGGAUUUCUCUCUUACUAUAAACCCAGUUUUACUUCUAGUCCAAUCGAGGUUGCCAAGGUGAGGAAAAUCGGCGCGGUUGUCGCUGAGCGACUGAUUCUCUUAGGUUCUUCAAAUGAGGCGAUCAACUCGGAGACUGAGUAG